AUGCCGGCUGAAACACGACUCGCCGGGCGAGGCCCACCAUCUCCGCCGCGAGAGGAAGCCGCGGCCCUCAAGGAUGGCAACAGAUCCUCCUCAUAUCUGGGGACGACGAAACGCCUGCCUGAGUUCAACCUGUCCGACCGCGUCGUGCUCGUCACGGGCGCGGCGCGAGGCCUCGGCCUCGUGCAAGCGGAAGCCCUGCUCGAAGCGGGCGCCACGGUCUACGCCCUGGAUCGAUUGGAGGAGCCGAGUGAGGAUUUCCAUCGCGUGCAACAGCGCGCUGCGGAAGAGCUCGGUACUUCCUUUCACUAUCGGCAGAUUGACGUGAGAGAUGUCGAGGCCUUGAACCAGAUUGUGAGGGACAUCUCCGAGUCGCAUGGGAGGCUUGACGGGUUGAUCGCCGCGGCUGGCAUCCAGCAGGAGACCCCGGCGCUGGACUACUCCCAGCAGGACGCCAACACCAUGUUCGAAGUCAACGUCACCGGUGUCUUCAUGACUGCGCAGGCCGUGGCCAAGGAAAUGAUCCGAUGGGGCAACGGUGGCAGUAUCGCCAUGAUCGCAUCGAUGAGUGGCACCGUCGCCAAUAAGGGUCUCAUAUGCCCUGCGUAUAACGCGAGCAAAGCGGCUGUGAUACAGCUCGGCCGUAACCUGGCCAUGGAGUGGGGUGUGCAUGGCAUCCGUGUCAACACCAUCUCGCCAGGCUACAUCGUCACCCAGAUGGUCGAGGCGCUCUUCGAGCAGUACCCCGAGCGACGCCGCGAUUGGCCUACGCAGAACAUGCUCGGGAAACUGAGCAUGCCGCACGAGUAUCGCGGUUGUGGUGUCUUCCUGAUCAGCGAUGCAUCCAGCUUCAUGACUGGCGCUGAUCUGCGGAUCGAUGGCGGACAUUGCGCGUGGUGA
This is a messenger RNA of Dissoconium aciculare CBS 342.82, 897 nucleotides long. Its product is annotated as NAD(P)-binding protein. The transcript has 4 exons. Gene Ontology annotation, cellular component: intracellular anatomical structure. Bases 1 to 897 code for a protein of 298 amino acids. Gene Ontology annotation, molecular function: oxidoreductase activity, acting on NAD(P)H, oxygen as acceptor. The record is from RefSeq and is a predicted model, not a curated record. NCBI's taxonomy places the organism in Eukaryota, Fungi, Ascomycota, Dothideomycetes, Mycosphaerellales, Dissoconiaceae.